Molecule: messenger RNA, 6577 nt
Organism: Epinephelus fuscoguttatus (brown-marbled grouper)
Lineage: Eukaryota; Metazoa; Chordata; Actinopteri; Perciformes; Serranidae
Gene: sall3a
Product: spalt-like transcription factor 3a
Exons: 4
Coding region: 1352-5359 (1335 amino acids)
Biological process (GO): regulation of transcription by RNA polymerase II
Cellular component (GO): nucleus
Molecular function (GO): DNA-binding transcription factor activity, RNA polymerase II-specific; RNA polymerase II cis-regulatory region sequence-specific DNA binding
Source: RefSeq, a predicted model, not a curated record
UCACACACAGCGCAGUCCCCUACACACACGGAGCCAUGCCCAACAACGAGAGACCGAUAGCGCGAGUGGUCCGCCAGAAGAUAACUUCAAAGUUGGCUUCGAUAUGAGCCCGCGAGCCGAGCAAAAGGGGAAGACACUGAGUGAUGAUUUAAUUUGGAAAACAAGCUGUGUUUGAGUGUUUGGCCGCCAGAUAUCCAGAAAAGCCACUUUUUGGAGAGCGCACCGUGAGCGAAAGCGCAACCCGGGAGCUAAAACACGGCGAGAGGAGGAGGACGAGAGGGAAACCUCACCGCGAUCAGAAACACUGACUUCUCUUUUGCGGGACGAAUGAGUUUUUGAGCACAUUGACGGUGGUGUUGUGACUGAGAGGGGGGACUGUUACAGAUCGUGGCACCGCUUUCUCGGAAGACGCGCGUCAAAGUUUGGAGAGCAGAGCUGCGCCAUUAGAAAAAGAAGAAAAAAACCCUGGUAACAAUUUAUUGCUAUUGUCAAGAACUUUACUCGUCCCGUCCACUUUCCGGUUAUCGAUGUCCAAGUCAAACCGCAGCUACUUUACCGGAAACGUGUCCAUCAAGAGAAAACUUUAAAGCCAUCUCAGAGACUGUAAACAUCGCUUCACUUGGGUCCAAUUCAGAAGGAGGUGCGUGUUCAGCUUCAGCAAACAAAAAAAAAAAGUUACCGAGAGAGAGAAAGCACGAGAACUGAGCCAAGAUCUCGAGACAGACUUUAUGAGAAGACUGCUCUCUGAAGUUGUGAGGUAAACGUGGGAUCAUAAAGGUCACAGUGAUGAAGAUGAGAGAUACUCGGAGAAGAAACGCGGCGGUGAAUCCUCAGCACUUGUGAGUCAGUGCGCUUCGUGAAAGGAGGGGGGAAAAGGAGCUUGGCGUUGAAGACCCCCCCGUGAGCCGGGCAUAACAAGAGAUUUGGUGUGUUGUGUUGUGUUGUUGGGGGAGGCUGGAUAGUAAAGAGAAAAGAGACGGAUAAAGUCUGAGAGUGAAGCGGCUAAUUGCUUAGUCCGUCCCUCAUUACCAUAUCCAAUGCGCGUCCGCUGGACUUCAGCCAAUCCUCCCCACCUUCACACGGUGCCAUUAAUCGCGAGGCAUUAUUCACUAUCGUAAUUAUUAUACCGACAUGCGCAAUCCAACGCACAGCAACAGCAGCGGCGGCAGCAACACCGGCUAAUUUCAGAUAUUUUUUUUACUCUUCUCUUCUCCCCCCUCUCUCCGCUACCAGACUAUUUGCGAACUUUUUUUGUGUGUUGAUUCAUUCGCUCUUCGCUGAUGUAUCUGCAAAACGCAGAGACAUCACGGAGCGCAAAAGCAGCAGCACCGCCAGCACUGACGCCAGCAGCAUGUCCCGACGCAAGCAAGCCAAGCCGCAGCACCUCAAGUCGGACGAGGAUCCCGCAAUAGCCGGGGUGAUCUCCGAGCACGCCCGAGGUGAAGUGCUGGAUGAUGCCGACAGUGGGAACGAGAGCCGCAGCGGCAGUGAAGAGACGCAUGUAUGUGAGAAGUGUUGCGCUGAGUUCUUCAAGUGGUCAGACUUCUGUGAACAUUUAAAGAGUUGCACCAAAAACCCCCUGGUGCUCAUAGUGAAUGACAAUGAGAACACACCUAACCCCUCCCAAGAGUACCCCACAGAGCUCUCCCCUGUACCCAGCUGCCCUAGCGAGCAGGCUGACAGCGAGGACCCCAGGGAGGGCAACCACAGUCCUGCUGGUGAGGGGGAUGACAUCCCAGAGACAGCAACCUUAAAUGGGGUCAAUGUCCUAGAAAAGGAGGACGAGCAGAUGGAGCUAGAGCUUUCACCAGAAAAAAAUAUGGAUCCUGAAGAGAGAGAUGUGACAUCCCCUGAGCCAGACGGCUCCCUACCUCAGCUCAAUGAUGUCGUCCCUUCCACUGUGACAAGCUACGCCAUGCCAAGCACCAAUGUUACCUUGGAGACCCUGCAUGGCACCCGGGUUGCAGUUGCUCAGUUUUCACAGAGCGUAAGGGCGGCAGCGGGCAGUGGGGUUUCCACCAUGGCUAUUCCCAUGAUCCUGGACCAGCUGAUGGCCCUCCAGCAACAGCAGAUACACCAGCUGCAGCUGAUAGAACAAAUACGCAGUCAGGUGGCUCUGAUGAACAGACAGUCUGCCUCACAGCCUGCUCUAAACCACCUUCACAGCAAUGCUGCUGGAAACCAGGGGCCUGUAUCCUCCUGUGCCCCUCCUGUCGCAAGUCAGCUUCAACUACACAACUUCAUCACUCCCCCUGUCCAUCAGCUGCCUGUUAGGUUGCCAGCCACUCUCAGCGGUCAAGGCCCUUCACCCCUGACCUCAGCGAUAGAAGGGCCUCUCUCGCAAACACCACAAAGUAGCAGUCAGCAGUCUAACCCUUCAAUACCCAACACAUCCUCAAAUAACUCGGUGUUUCCCUCGCCCAGUGGUACUGGAUUGUCAUCUCUACUUCCCUCCUGCUCAUCCUCAGUCACAAACAACAAUAUUAGCACUAGUAGUAGUGUAACAGGAGGUGGUGGCAUCAGCAGCAGCUCAGCUCUUCCCAGGAACUCCACCACCCCUCCCUCGCUCAGCCACAGCGGCCUCCUGAGCUCUGCCUCCAGUUUACCGCUGAUACCUCACAGCUCAUCCAGCAGCGUUAUCUUCCCGAACCCACUGGCAAGCAUAGCAGCCACAGCCAAUGCGCUCGACCCCCUCUCUGCUCUGAUGAAGCACCGCAAGGGGAAGCCCCCGAAUGUGUCUGUGUUUGACACUAAGCCCAGCUCCGAGGACCCCUUCUUCAAGCAUAAGUGUCGCUUCUGUGCCAAGGUGUUUGGCAGUGACAGCGCCCUACAAAUCCACCUGCGUUCACACACUGGAGAGAGGCCCUACAAAUGCAACAUAUGUGGCAACCGUUUCUCUACCAAGGGAAAUCUGAAAGUCCACUUCCAGAGGCACAAAGAGAAAUACCCACAUAUUCAGAUGAAUCCCUACCCUGUGCCAGAGUACCUGGACAAUGUGCCCACAAGCUCGGGCAUUCCAUAUGGAAUGUCAUUGCCCCCAGAAAAACCUGUAACCACAUGGCUAGACAGCAAACCUGUCCUCCCCACAGUUCCCACCUCAGUCGGGCUCCAGCUGCCUCCCACGCUGCCGAGUAUGAUGGGUGGUUUUGGCGAGUCUCCAAGCCUCACACCGCUUAACAGGUCACCUCAGAGGCCGUCUCCACCAUCAAGCGAGUGUGCAUCUUUGUCCCCUAAUAUCGUUAUUGACUCUGGCAUGACCACUACUUCACCCUCCCCAAAACCCAGUCUAGGGAGUGAUGCACCUCCUCUCUUGAAACCUGAAGGUGUUCUCCUGCCCCCAAGCUGUUCCACUAGGCCAGGAGAGAACACCACCACCACAACUACACUAACUCAAGUGGUCCUUUCGUCUACCGUCACCUCAACCACAUCGUCCAGCAGUGGCCAGGUCACUGAACCCAUCACUAGCCCGAGCUCUGUCUCAAACUCUGUCUCCCAUCCUGUCCUUCCAAUGCUCUCAGACCAGUUCAAGGCCAAGUUUCCAUUUGGGGGCCUCCUAGACUCUAUGCAAACCUCAGAGACAUCAAAGUUGCAGCAGCUUGUCGAGAACAUUGACAAGAAGAUGACAGAUCCAAACCAGUGUGUGAUCUGUCAUCGUGUUCUGAGCUGCCAGAGUGCUCUCAAGAUGCACUACCGUAUCCACACUGGUGAGAGGCCUUUUAAAUGCAAGAUAUGUGGGCGGGCAUUCACCACCAAGGGAAACCUGAAAACACACUUUGGUGUCCAUAGAUCCAAACCCCCGCUUCGGGUCCAGCACUCCUGCCCUAUAUGUCAGAAGAAGUUCACCAAUGCCGUCGUGCUGCAGCAACACAUCCGUAUGCACAUGGGAGGACAGAUCCCCAACACCCCGGUCCCUGAGAGCCUGCAGGAGAUGGACACUGACCUCUCCUUUGAUGAGAAGAGCUUAGACGCGAUGAGUAAUUACGAUGAUGACCUUCUGGAUGAAAUGGAGCAAGCUAUGGAAGAUGACACUGACUUGAAGGAGGGAGAAGUAGACCCAUGUAAACCUUAUUCACCUGGGAGCUCCCCACCAACUUCCAUCAUCUCCAGCAUUGCUGCAAUGGAGAACCAGAUGAAGAUGAUAGACUCCACUGCCAACAUGACCCGUUCAUUUGGUCAAAAGCCCAUGCAGAAUGGCAUCAGCUUUGGAGGAGAGACUGAUUGCUUUGCCGCUGACUCCCUGUCUGCAGCGGGGGAUGCUGAAGGUCAAAGCAUGGGGAGCCCGGCUUUGUCUGAGUCCUCUGGCUCUAUGCAGCAUUUGUCCCCAGCUCACAGCCAUUCUGAGAGCCAGCGAUCCAAGUCCCCAGCUACAUUCACCAAUAAUAACAACAGCAGUGCCAUGACAGCAGACGAGGGCCAGGAGAACAAUGCAUCUGGCUUGGCAACAGUGAAGUCGGAAAAAUCAGAGACCCCAUCUCCGCUUUCUGCAACUGAAGGCACCGGGGCCCUUGACCUGACUGCCACUCAACCUGGCAGGCACUUUAUCAAGGAGGAGAGCCACUUCAGCAUGCUGUUUCUAAACAGAGAUCGAGGGCUGAGCACUCCUAAUUUGGCCAGCACUGCAUCAAACAUGAUCAAAAUGGAAAUGAAUGGCCACGGCAAGUCGGUGUCUCUGAGCGACAGCUCUCACCUGCCUGUGGGCAUCCAGGUUCCUGCUGCAGCACCCCAGACCACCAUGAGCCCCAGCAUCAAUCCCAUGCUGGCUCCCCCGCCUCCACGACGCACCCCUAAGCAGCACAACUGCCACUCGUGUGGGAAGAAUUUUUCCUCAGCCAGUGCUCUGCAAAUCCACGAGCGCACACACACCGGGGAAAAGCCUUUCGCCUGUUCUAUUUGUGGAAGGGCUUUCACCACUAAGGGCAACCUGAAGGUACACAUGGGAACACACAUGUGGAACAACGCUCCAGCCCGAAGGGGUCGGCGACUGUCUGUGGAGAAUCCCAUGGCCCUGCUGGGCGGGGAUGCCAUGAAGUUCAGCGAGAUGUUCCAGAAGGAUCUGGCGGCUCGGGCCAUGAACGUCGACCCGGGCUUCUGGAACCAGUACGCAGCAGCCAUCACCAACGGGCUGGCCAUGAAAAACAAUGAGAUCUCUGUGAUCCAGAAUGGAGGCAUCACCCAGCUGCCCGUCAGCCUCGGCGGUGCAGGAAUCACUUCACUGGGACCCAUGCCGGGAGGACUGGACCGUGUUCACACCGGCAGCAGCCCUCCCAUGACGGGUAUGGAGAAGGCUGGUCUGGAGGUCGGGGCCAACCGCCCCUUCUCCAGAUUUAUGGAGGAGAACAAAGAGAUUGGGAUCAAUUAAAAAGACUUUUCUGUAUUAUUCCAAGGUAGGCAUUUGGCAAAGACUAAGAGUCUAACAAGGAGAGAAACUGCUGAUCCAGUCUGAACUCAUGCGUACUAUAUUAUGUACAGAUUAAAUAUUUUUUGUUUGGUUUUGGAAAUAUAGUAUUUAGUAUUGAUUAGAGGUCUUUGCCUUUCACCCAUUCCCUCCUCACUUGAUAUUUCGCCUAUACGAAGAAUACUUUGUCUCUUGUUUGAGAAUAUGUCGUCUUGCAAGAUUUGCAUGGUACUUAUUGGUUUUUAUCAGUAUGUUUGACUGCUUUUAUGACUUCCUUUGAAAACCAGGAUCCUGCCUCAUUUAUGAUGGGCAAGCAUCUUAUCCGGACAGGACUGAAACUGAAAAGAGAUUUGUUUAAAGACAGUCUGGCCUUUGUGUGGCAACCGUGUUUAUGAUGGCUCUUUUGAAUAUAAAAGGGUCACGGAUAGACUGAAGAAAAGACUGAAGUAUAGUGUUUCUGUGCUCGCCUGAUAUUUUUUUUUUCUCAUGAACUAGAAAACUUGAAAAAAAUAAUGUUUGAACUAUUUUAAUCUUUACAUUUAGUCUCCCAGCAUUGUCUUAUAAUAUUGUCCUGUGUCUUUAGUAUUUAUGAUAUUGACAAAAAAGCGGGUAUACAAAAAUAUAUUUAAUGGCCCAAGCAUUUUAUUGAUCCAUUUCUUUUCUAAACUGCAGGCUUCACUGAUGAAUAUCUCUUUCAAUAAAGACAGUAUGUCAUUUGAGUUGAACAACAGAGAAAAUGGUAGGUUUUAUUUGGAUAUCUGUUGAGACUAUGUGUAUCUCGUUACAUUGUAAAGAGGCUAGAGGUAUCCGAAGCUGCUAUGACCACAACCCUGCUUUUAACCUUUGUAAAAAGAAAAAAGAAGUGAUCCUUUUGAAGAAAUAUCUAUGUAUAGAAAUACAGACAAAUCUAAAACAGGUAUGCAUAUUUUGUAUCACAUAAAAAUAGACAUCAUGAGUUGAGAGUAUUUGUCAUGUUUGUGAAUGCACUUUUUAAAAACAAGACGUUUUGUCUGUGAGUUACCGUUAACCUUUUGACUGAGCUAUCUAUCACGUGCUGUUUUCAUUGUUUCCAGCGUACCACUCCUACAAUUUGCAGAGUCGGUUCUCUGUUAUUGCAUCUGUGCUACUCGUCAGAGUGCAAACUCAUCACUCAAUCAAAACCUUCUUGAAUAAAAAAAAGAG